Messenger RNA from Meleagris gallopavo (turkey), 500 nucleotides. The record is from RefSeq and is a predicted model, not a curated record. NCBI's taxonomy places the organism in Eukaryota, Metazoa, Chordata, Aves, Galliformes, Phasianidae.
UUAAAAGGUUUAAAGAUGACGGAUAUUCUUAAUUUUGUUUUCUUCUUACAGGCCUGGCAACUGAGAUUUAGUCAUCUUGUGGGCUAUGGUGCCAAAUAUUACUCCUACCUCAUGUCCAGGGCUGUUGCCUCCAUGGUGUGGAAGCAGUGUUUUGCUCACAAUCCGUUUGAUAGGGUGAUGGGUGAGCGUUAUCGGAGAGAGAUGCUGGCACAUGGUGGAGGAAAAGAGCCCAUUCUUAUGGUUGAAGGUAUGCUUCAGAAGUCACCUUCAGUUGAAGAUUUUGUGGACGCCCUUGUUUCAGACUUAGACCAGGACUUCGAAACGUUUAUCACAGACUCAUGAAAGUAUUGAACUGAAUUCUUUUAUGGGAGAUAACAUAUAUCUUUAUAAUUGUGUUUACAAUGUUGUUGUGACUGGUUUUGCUUCUUGGUAAACACUUGUAUGUGUUUGAAUACUCACGUCUGUGGAACAGUAAUAAAAAGUUUUAUUGGAUGAUGUGA